Messenger RNA from Cucurbita moschata (crookneck pumpkin), 1142 nucleotides. RefSeq names its product ras-related protein RABA1b-like. Gene Ontology annotation, molecular function: GTPase activity; GTP binding. The transcript has 2 exons. Gene Ontology annotation, cellular component: endosome. The record is from RefSeq and is a predicted model, not a curated record. The coding region runs from base 158 to 811 and encodes 217 amino acids. NCBI's taxonomy places the organism in Eukaryota, Viridiplantae, Streptophyta, Magnoliopsida, Cucurbitales, Cucurbitaceae.
UUUCUUUUCGUCUCCAUUUCUUCCCACCUUUAUUGAUUUCACACACUUCCUCCCCCACUUGAGUACUGCAUUUCUUCGAUCUUUCCUCUCUCCUCCUCUCUGCUAUUCUUCUUCUUCUUCCUUAAUCUAUAAAGUUUUGAGGGAAAUCGAAGCAACAAUGGCUGGUUACAGAGCUGAUGAUGAUUACGACUACCUAUUCAAGGUGGUUCUGAUUGGGGACUCCGGUGUCGGCAAGUCCAAUUUGCUCUCCAGAUUCACUAAGAACGAGUUCAACCUCGAGUCUAAAUCCACCAUUGGUGUCGAAUUCGCCACCAGGACCUUGAACGUCGAUGGUAAAGUUAUCAAAGCUCAGAUUUGGGAUACUGCUGGCCAAGAAAGGUACCGUGCCAUCACCAGCGCAUACUAUCGUGGAGCAGUUGGUGCACUCCUUGUAUACGAUGUUACUCGUCAUGCAACAUUUGAGAACGUGGACCGGUGGCUAAAAGAAUUGAAGAACCACACAGAUUCCAACAUUGUUGUGAUGCUUGUUGGAAACAAAUCUGAUCUUCGCCACCUUGUGGCUGUUCCAACCGAGGAUGGAAAGUCGUACGCUGAGAGGGAAUCACUGUACUUCAUAGAAACCUCUGCACUGGAAGCAGUCAACGUCGAAAAAGCAUUCGCCGAGGUCCUGACUCAGAUCUAUCACAUAGUAAGCAAGAAGGCUGUUGAAGGUGGAGAAAACGGAUCUGCUUCCUCUGUCCCUGCCCAGGGGGAGAAAAUAAACAUCAGAGACGAAUCGGGUUUAAACAGAAUCAAAUGUUGCUCGAGCUAACUUCGAUAAUCUUUCGAAAUGAUUUUGGAUUCUAUGUACUGUAAUAAUUUUUUUUCUUUUGAAGAGAGACGAGAACAAAAAAGAGGAGGUUAAAGGAAAAGGAAGAUAUCCCCAAGACCUUCAAUCUUGCUGUAUUACAGAAGAGGAGUAACAGCCACAUGAUUGUUUUGUGGUUGCUGUUGUGUCCAUUUCAAGUUUGGUUUCUACGGUAAAUGUCCUCAAUUUUAGUUAAAGUUCUUUAAGAAUAAUUUUUAUUUCUAAAAAUUUGCUUAAGUUAGGUAUGUGAUAUUCUGCUCUAUACAUACACUACGAGUGGCUAAUGAUUUGUUUC